Messenger RNA from Mya arenaria, 724 nucleotides. Its product is annotated as NADH dehydrogenase [ubiquinone] 1 alpha subcomplex subunit 5-like. NCBI's taxonomy places the organism in Eukaryota, Metazoa, Mollusca, Bivalvia, Myida, Myidae. Gene Ontology annotation, biological process: respiratory electron transport chain. The record is from RefSeq and is a predicted model, not a curated record. The coding region runs from base 62 to 415 and encodes 117 amino acids. The transcript is spliced from 4 exons.
UCCGAUAAGGAAACUGUUGUGUGCUUCUUCAACUGUCCUUCACAGAAAACAAAUCGAAAAUAUGGCUGGGGCGGCUCGUAGGCUGCCCACAUUGACUGGAGUGAAACCCAUUGAAGAUGCCCAUGAUAAACUCAAACAAGCAUACACGAGAACACUGAGAAUCUUGGCAAAGAUGCCGGCCGGUGCUGGUUAUAGAGUUAACACAGAGGCGAUCGUUAAAAACAGAAUGGCAAUUGUAUCAUCGACUCCUGACCUUGGUGCACUAGAAAAGAAAAUCAAUUGUGGCUGCAUCGAGGAAGUUUUACGACAAGCAGAACGGGAGCUGUUCUUGGCCAGAAACAUGAUCAACUACAAGCCCUGGGAGCCACUGGUAGCGGAAGCCCCCAAGCAUCAGUUCACCUGGCCUCCAGUAUAGGAGAAAGACUUAGUGAUAUUUAACAGAUAUUUGAAUGAGCGUUUUAAUCAUAGGUUAAAAUACUUUGGAAUAGCCUGUUAUAAUUUUUAGUACAAAGUGUUUUGGUUUCAAUAUUUAACAAAAAAAAGAAAGGAAACAUUUCCAAGAUAUUUAAAGAAUUUAUGCUAAUUUAUUUGACAUUUUUUCUUUAAAGCUUUAAAGUGUUAGGACUGUAACUUUUUUGUGUACUGGCUUCUAUAUUGUAAACUUUAUUUCUCAUUUAAUGUAGAGUUAUCAUUAUUGAUGAAAUAAAGUGUUUUAAAAAGCGUU